GCACCGGCGGCGUAGGUGUGAAUUCCCGGAAGAAAGUUUUGACGGGAGGGCGGAGUCGUAGGGGAAAUUCAGCUCCCUUCCAGUAAAUAGCAAGUCGAGCAGGGGGAGAGAGAGAGAGAAGUUGCGGGGGAUCGGCGGUAGCGUUUGGGCUUUGCAUGGACUUGGAACCGAGCAGAACGGCGAUAAAAGUCCUGGCAGAGAGGCAGUGGCGGGUUUGGAAUUCUGACAGGUACAAAUAAUUCUGACAAAAUGAAUAAACUCCAUCAAGAAACAGAGGAGGUUCUGGAGAUCAUGCAUGUAAAUGUGGAUAAAGUAAAGGACCGGGGAGAGAAACUGGAAGUUCUCGAUGAAAGAGCCCAAUGUCUGAUGGAAGCUGGCAAAACUUUCCAGAGGUCAGCCAAAGUCGUGGCUCAGCAAGAAAAGAAUAACAAUAGGAAGUGGAAGCUGAUUGUGGGAGGAGCUGUCAUCCUUGUUGUCCUCAUCGUCAUUAUCAUCAUCAUCGUUUUCAGCGUACCAUCUCAAUGACCCUCACCUCCACUCAGUCCUUCCCCAAGUCCGGACCAGAAGCAAUAAACAUUGGAGUCAAAAAGCAAAUAAAAACACCACAAACUGCACACGUUGGAAAUCUGCAAUAAAAUCAGAAACUUCAGGAGACACUCCGCAGGUCAGGCUGUAUCUGUGGAGAGAGAGAAACAUGGUUAACGUUUCAACGGUUUUAAAACUAUUUCCAGCAACCUUUGUGAUCUGGACCGCUUUUCUUUUCUUACUGGAUUGAAAAUCAUUAUCAGAAUUUGUCAUUAGAGACAUCUUCUGUGUGAGCUGCCUUAACUGUGGUACCGAGAAACCAAAAUAGAGCAAGGAUUGACAGCUAACAUGGUUUUAUUGUGACCUAUAAUUUUUUUAUUAUUUAUCCAUGACAAACUUUGUAUUAAAAAUAAUAUAUCAAAUUUUUACCCUGA
Molecule: messenger RNA, 959 nt
Organism: Hypanus sabinus (Atlantic stingray)
Lineage: Eukaryota; Metazoa; Chordata; Chondrichthyes; Myliobatiformes; Dasyatidae
Product: synaptobrevin-like
Exons: 4
Coding region: 250-525 (91 amino acids)
Biological process (GO): vesicle-mediated transport; vesicle fusion
Cellular component (GO): plasma membrane; SNARE complex
Molecular function (GO): syntaxin binding; SNAP receptor activity
Source: RefSeq, a predicted model, not a curated record